AUGCCUUUGCGAGAUGUGUUACUGUCCACCAAAGACAUCAGCAAGCCAUUCACUGCGCCGACAAGUGUCUUGCGCAGCCCGGAAGAGAACCUGAACAUUUGGCAAUUCAUGACUGUGAGGUGGAUGACACCCAUGCUCAACAUUGGUGGCAAGCGACAGAUGGAGGACUCAGAUGUCUGGUCUCUGCCAUAUGAGUUUCAGCAUGCACGUCUGCACGAAAACUUCAGAGUGCUUCGUGGUACCGUCAUCAAGCGGUUGGUGACAGCUAACGGAAUCGAUCUUGUCAUCGUGACCAUCCUGGGGUUCGUAGAGAAGGUUCUCGAUUACGCAGCGCCAUUCUUCCUCCAGCUCAUCCUCAGUUCCAUGGAGGACCCGGAGCGCCCCAAAAGAGUCGCCUUAACAUAUGCCGGGCUCUCACUCGUGGCAAGGCUGUUGGCUGCGCAAGUUGACGUCUUCCAGCUGUGGUAUGGCCGGAGGGCCUAUGAGAGAAGCAGAGGAGAGAUGAUUACAAUGUUGUAUGAGAAGACGCUGGGAAGGAAGAUGGCUUUCAAGCCUGUCGAAAAGAUCGAGCCAGUGCAGCACAACGGCACAUCAAGCGGACAUGCCAACGAUGAGCUGACGCCGAAGCCGAGGGCAGACUGGUGGACCAACCUCAUGCGACCGCUUCGGAGCCUCCUCCAGAAAAGAGACGCGUCUCCGCCAGUCAAGGAGCCGGCAUCGAUGGGCAGAAUCUUGAACUUGAUGCGCAAUGAUGUCUACGAGGUAGCGCAACGCUUUUGGGAGUUCGAUAAACUCAUCAAAAAGCCAGUUGCCAUUAUUUUGUCCAUAUGGCUUGUCGUCAACUAUCUCGGAUGGGCAUCGAUGAUGGCGGUCGGUCUGGUUAUACUGGCACAGGUCAUGAACGCGAUUCUUGCGCGUGUUCUCACUCACUACGAAAAGAAACGCCGUUUCGCAACAGAUGCCAAGCUACAGAUUGUCUCACAAUUUGUCGAGGCCAUCAGACACCUUCGGUGGUAUGGUUGGCAAGAUACGUGGCUCAACCAAGCGUUGAAUGCUCGUCAGAAGGAGCUCAUGCUCCGAAUCACUGCGAACGCAUGGAACGUCGUCAUCAGCUUCGUCAACACCUUGUCCUACGACCUUGUGCCGGUGCUGGCGUUCUUCACAUACACCGUCAUUGCUGGCAAGCCUUUGACCAUUGACAUUGCGUUCCCCUCGAUACAGCUGUUUAGUAUGAUGACGAGCGAGCUGCGCGAUGUUCCCGGUCUCAUCGUGGCGCUGAUCAAUGCAUGGGUCGCCGUGCAGCGCAUCGAGGACUUCAUGGCCGAGCCGGACCUGCAGGAGAUGGCAACAGAAGCACUCAUCGGAGAUCAGCUAGCUAUAGAUCAUGCGUCCUUCGCAUGGCCCGGUGCUACGGGGACGGUCUUGAAAGAUGUCAAUAUCUCGUUUCCUGAAGGCUUGACAGUGAUAUUUGGCGAGGUGGCAGCAGGCAAGACUGCUCUUCUACAAGCACUUCUGGGCGAGCUCGACAUGCUAGAGGGUCAGCUGAUUCGGCCUCCAGAGCCCAUCGGCUACUGUGCACAGACCGCAUGGCUUCAAAGCAUGAGCAUUAGAGAGAACAUUCUCUUUUCGGCACCGUAUGAGGUUGAAAGAUACCGAGCGGUGCUAGAUGCCUGUGCACUUACCCCCGACUUGGCCGAAUUCAAGGCUGGAGACUUAUCCCUGAUCGGCGAGAACGGCAUCGGAUUGUCUGGGGGCCAAAAAGCACGAGUUGCGCUUGCAAGAGCUGUCUACAGCAAGACCAAGAUCCUGUUGCUGGACGAUCCGCUUGCUGCGCUGGAUCAGCAGACCGCAGAGUCCAUUGUGCAGCAGUGCUUUCGCGGGCCUCUUCUCAAAGGGCGCACAGUCGUUCUCAUUACACAUCGAACGGAUCUCGUGCUCGGCAUUGCCGACCAGCUCAUCAAGUUGGAACAUGGCAUGGCGUCCGUCAUGGAUCAUGAUGCCGCGGAAGCCAAACAGUCUGCUAUGUAUGAGCAAAAGCCGGAUCUCACAGCGGACGAAGAACGUGCCCAGAAGGCAGCAGAAGCCGCGAUUCCGGCCAAAUUCGUCGAGGAUGAGUAUCGAGCUUAUGGCGGCGUCAAGGCGUCUGUAUACUGGGAGUACAUACGGGCGGGUAAUCUGUGGCUAUGGGCACUCACGAUCUCGAUACUGGUCGUCUAUCGUUCCUUCGCAUUGCUCGAAGCAUGGUUUAUCAAGUCAUGGGCCGAAGCAUACAACACCAAAGCCAAAGCAGAAAUGUUUAUUCACUCCGCAGACGUCGGAUAUCACACUUCCGACAUCUUUGAUGGUCUGCCGCCACCGGAAGUGAAUAUUAAGCCCUGGUUGUUAUGCUUUUUGUUCCUCGCCAUCGGCCAGUCAUUGGGCUAUGUGGCUUCACAAGCAUCACUUAUGGUCAUUGUCUACGUUGCAGCCAAGAAUAUGUUCCGAGAUGUGAUGGAGAAGGUGGCGUACGCAACAUUUCGCUUCUAUGAUACCACGCCGGUAGGCCGUCUGAUGAACCGCAUGACUUCUGACAUUGGCGUGAUUGACGGCGGGAUCAGUCAGCAGUUCUCUGCUAUUAGCUGGAUGAUGAUCAGCUGGAUUUCGGCUGUCGUAGUCAUCGCCUCGAUUACUCCCUCAUUUCUGGUCUUUACUCUCGUCCUGGCGGUACUGUUUGCCCUCAUCUUCAGGCACUUCAUUGGGACUUCUCAGAAUCUGCGUCGCCUCGAAAUGGUUUCGUUGACACCGCUUAUGUCAAACUUUGGCGAGCUACUCAAUGGGUUAACCACGGUGCGCGCCUUUGCGGCUCAAUCUCGAUUCCAGCAUCGUGUGAUUCACGUAGUGGACACUUUCCAGAAGAUGGACCACUUUUACUGGUCUAUACAGGCAUGGCUACAAUAUAGAUACGAUGCUCUGGCGUCUUUUGCGAACUUUCUGCUGUUGGUGCUCGCCCUCGCAACAGACUUGUCGCCAGGCCUGACAGCUUUUGCACUGCUUUCGGCCAACAAGUUCGUCUACACUACUAAUGGUUUAUGUCGUCAGUACGGGCAGCUCCAGAUGGAGUUUGUGAGCGUCGAGCGAGUAGUCGAACUUCUCCAUCUCGAGCAGGAACCCAAAGGAUCUGUCAGUCCACCUGCGUGGUGGCCCUCCUACAAAGGUGAUGUUGUGUUCAAGGAUGUGCUAAUCAAGUACGCACCGCAUCUGGACCCGGCCUUGGACAGCAUAUCCUUCACCGUGAAGGGUGGAUCGAAGACGGCGAUCAUCGGCCGUACUGGAUCCGGCAAGAGUACACUGGCACUUUCUCUUCUCGCGACGAUCAUACCGGAAGUUGGAGCAAUACACAUCGACGAAAUCGACCUUGCUCAAGUUGAUAAACAACUCCUUCGCACCCGAGUAACGUUCCUCGCCCAGGAUCCAGUGCUGUUCCCAGGAACUAUGCGCAUGAACCUGGACCCGGUCAAUGAUCAUACAGACGAAGAGUGCGAAACUGUACUGAGCCGAGUCUGCGCGCGGCAAGGCUGGCAAUUGAACACCAACAUUGAAGCUGGUGGCAAGAAUCUCAGCCAAGGUCAACGCCAACUCGUCGGUCUUGCGAGAGCUGUUCUGCGAAGAAGCGCCAUCAUCAUUCUCGACGAAGCGACUGCGUCUAUUGAUCGAGAUACGGCAAUGCAGAUUCAACUUGUCAUGCACGAGGAGAUGCAAGAAUCCACCGUGAUCACCAUUGCUCACAGGCUGGAAGCUGUUCGGAAUGCCGAUUACUGCAUCGUUCUGGGAAAAGGCAAGAUUCUUGAGCAAGGACCAGCAGUAGAAAUGUUGAAAGAUUAUAGAAAAGACAUGGUUGACGAAGUAGACGAUUUAGAUAGACGGCUGAGGAAUGUAUCAUUAAAUAGACUGAUCCCCUGGUAA
This is a messenger RNA of Sphaerulina musiva SO2202, 3942 nucleotides long. RefSeq names its product ATP-dependent bile acid permease. The coding region runs from base 1 to 3942 and encodes 1313 amino acids. The record is from RefSeq and is a predicted model, not a curated record. Gene Ontology annotation, cellular component: fungal-type vacuole; membrane. Gene Ontology annotation, molecular function: ABC-type peptide transporter activity; ATP binding; ATP hydrolysis activity. Gene Ontology annotation, biological process: transmembrane transport. The transcript has a single exon. NCBI's taxonomy places the organism in Eukaryota, Fungi, Ascomycota, Dothideomycetes, Mycosphaerellales, Mycosphaerellaceae.